CUGCAUGGUUUCCGUCUGGGUUUCCGUUCGGUGGUCACUCGACUUGUUUAGCUUCCUGAAGUUGCGUGAUGUGCGACGGAGACGACGUCGACGGUUCCACGAGGAGUCAUCCCAGGAUCUAUAGACUGCAGGAAGUCGCUUACAAUGAAGACAAGGACUUUGUCGCUGCUGGAGGGUUCGGCGUCGUGUAUCAGGGACGUUUGAAGCGUUCUAAUGAAGUAGUGGCUCUUAAAGUUUUUGCUAAACUUCAAAACAGUGAAGUGGCGGAUGUAAUGCGGGAGGCACAUAUAAUGCAUUGCCUUACUGAUUGCCCCUACAUCGUUCAUUUCUUGGGAUUGUGCAUUGAGUCUGGUUAUUAUGCAAUUGUUAUGGAAUAUGUAGAACAUGGGGAUUUGGAAAAUAUGUUGCUGUUUGGAGUAAACGACCAUUCUACCAUUAAGCAAUGGAGUUGUCGCGUUUGCAUGGCUUUAGACAUUGCCAAAGGAAUGCAACAUUUACAUAAUCUGGAACCACCAAUUAUUCACAGAGAUUUAAAGACAGCAAAUCUGUUAGUGGGCCAGAAUUACUGCUGUAAAAUUAGUGAUUUUGGACUAGCAAAAAAAUUACAAGAAAGUUCAACAGAAACAGCAAGGGUUGUUGAAGGAACAGUGGCAUUUACUGCACCUGAAAUAUUUAGUGGGAUUGUAGAGAAGGAUAAGGAAAUGAAAGUUGAUGUUUACUCAUAUGCAAUGGUUCUUUGGCAACUGAAAGAAAUGAAACCACUCUAUGAUAACCUUUCUUAUGCCAUCAUACGAGCAAAUGUUAUGGCUGGUCAGAGACCUCUACUAAGUGAUGGUUAUGAUAUUGAGACAUACAAAAAGAUCAUUGUGCGUUGUUGGGAUAGACGAACUGAUUGCAGGCUAGACUUUGAUGAGAUUGUAACUAUGCUAGAGGGAAUCUUGAAGCAAAUCUAUUCUGUAUGUUUGUGA
Messenger RNA from Corticium candelabrum, 968 nucleotides. Its product is annotated as probable serine/threonine-protein kinase DDB_G0271682. The transcript has 6 exons. The record is from RefSeq and is a predicted model, not a curated record. Gene Ontology annotation, biological process: protein phosphorylation; signal transduction. NCBI's taxonomy places the organism in Eukaryota, Metazoa, Porifera, Homoscleromorpha, Homosclerophorida, Plakinidae. Gene Ontology annotation, molecular function: ATP binding; protein kinase activity. Gene Ontology annotation, cellular component: cytoplasm. Bases 69 to 968 code for a protein of 299 amino acids.